Molecule: messenger RNA, 1860 nt
Organism: Closterium sp. NIES-67
Lineage: Eukaryota; Viridiplantae; Streptophyta; Zygnematophyceae; Desmidiales; Closteriaceae
Source: the annotation of a GenBank genome assembly
CUUACGCAGCAAUUUCUCCAAGUCAAUACUGCCUCGGAGGCCGAACAUCUUCUAACUAGCUCGCAUUCGGCUAGAGGGAGUACACAUAACGUCGUUCGAUUGAAGUAGGCUCUUCGUCAAUACCAUUCUUCUUCAGCAGGAGCAUUCUCAGUCAUGGCGUUGUGUCUGCGGGGAGGUGCUUCUGCGGUCCCAAUUACCGUCAGCCUCGCGAGUUAUGGAGCGACUACUCGCCGCUUCUCUCCCCACCAGCGGCUGCAUCUUUCACCGUUCCGCAAAACUCACCUGACGAAUCACCUGAAAGAUCGCCUGAUGAGCCACGCGUCAGGCCAGCGCACGGCCAGCUGGGUCAGACACGGGUCCAUGACUGUAACGGGGGGCAGCGAGUGGGACGAGGAGGACGAGGAGGAAUUCGAGGAGGACGAGGAGGAGUAUGGGGAGGAGGAAGUGGAGGAGGGGGAAGAGGAGGAAGAGGAGAGGGAGGAGAGGGUGCAGGUUCAGGCGAGGUUGUAUGAGGACUCGUCAGGAUACAGCGAGGGAGACGAGAUGGAGGUGAAGGCUCAGCAGCAGCAGAAUGUCGCGCAGCAGGCGGAUGAGGGAAAGAAACAGGAGAACCAGCAGCAGCAACAGCAGCAGCAGCAGCAGCAGCAGCCGCUGCAGUGGCUGGCGGAAGGAGCUGCUGCGGCUGUGAAGGCUGCUGUGGAGGGGGGUGCCGUGGCUGCUGCCGUGGGGGCAAUGAUCGAGGCGAGCCAGCACGCGGAGGAGCACGCGGGAGAGCACUCGGACAGUGACGCGCGGGAGAAGGGCGAGGAAUACUCGGCUACCAUGCAGCUGGCCAUGGGGAACACAGCGCUCAUCUACCGCCACGAGCUGGGAAUGAACUAUGCUCGCGUGCUGCCCAACCUGCUCGUCGGCUCCUGCUUACAGUCCCCUCUGGAUCUGGACCACCUUCGGGACGUGGAGGGCGUGGGGGCGGUGCAGUGUCUGCAGCGAGACUCCGACCUAGAGUACUUCGACUUGGAUAUCAACCCGAUUAUUGAGCGGGCGGCAGAGAGGGGAGACAUCCAGCACCUUUGGACGGAGAUCAGGGACUUCGACCCCUUUGACCUGCGCAUGCAGCUGCCGAGGGCCGUGGCAGCGCUGCACAAGGCAGUGAUGGAGUGUGGCACGGCGUACGUGCACUGCACUGCCGGCCUUGGAAGGGCCCCGGCUGUAGCGCUCGCCUACAUGUGGUGGAUGCGGGACCUGCAACUGGAAGAAGCGAAUGAAAUCCUGCAGAAAGUGCGUCCAUGUGGGCCCAAGCUCUUUGCCAUUCGAGCGGCAGCAUGCGAUCUGCUAGCAGGCAAUCCCCUAGAGCCAGUGGAGAUCAACUGGAGGAACCGAGGUGUGAAUGAGACGGUGGAGGUGGCAGGACUGGACGUGGGCUGGCACCAUCGCCUGCCAUUGACACGGGAGCCAGCAUCCAACACAUGGUCGCUCAUAAGAGAGCUGCCGAUUGGCACAUACUAUUACAAGCACAUUGUGAACGGCACACACUGGUCGUACAACCCCGAUGCCCCCCUCACUCCACCCGACCGUGACUACAAUAUCAACAACUAUAUUGAGGUGGUUGGUUCUUCGCUUGACCCGGCAGCUCGUGAUCUACGGAAGAGGAUCAUGCAAGAGGGGGCUCCUCUAACCCAGGAAGACAGAGCUGCAGUGGUUGCCAAGAUUCUUGAGAUUGCGGGGAAUCUCUAGACUGUCGUUUUUUAUUUCACGUUUACUCACAUUGUGCAUACCAUAAUUAUUUGUUGCAUGCAUAAUAUUUCGCCUUGUGUGGUCUUGAGGCGAGAAUCUUGCACAGAAUCAAGCUAAUCAUACAAC